AAAAAAAACUCAGCCCGACCAACUCCGCCAACAAAAAAACCUGCAAGCAACUUCAUUCAACUCCGCCCAACCACGAAAGCAAGAUGGCACAAGCAGACGAAAUGGGAGAAUUGAUCGAAUUCCUUCAUGACCGAAACCCAGAGGUUCGAAGGCUGGCUGUCCAUGGCUUGUUACCCUACACCGCUGCCAACCAUCCAUCCCGGUCAAUCCUGAACAAUCUCCCCACGGCCGAGAACUCAUCCGGAGAUCUCAAACCGGGUAGCAUCAAGCCCGGGAUCAUCGAGGAUUUGAAACGGCUAUCCGAAGACCAACAUAUGACCGCCCAUGAUGCCUUCUCAGCAUUGAUUAACCUAUCGGAUACCGCCCCGGUCGUAGAACAACUCAACGAUCCCGACUUCCUCUCAGUCAUCUUUUUCACGAUCAUCGAUCAUGAUUCCCUCCUAGCCGAUCUAGCAUGCAUGCUAUUGUCCAACCUGACCAAACUAGAUUCGAUCGUCAAUCUUUGUCUUAGCUCGACCAUCCCACCUCAUACAUCUCACCCGACGAUCAAUCAAGACGAAUCAUUGAGUGCCCGACUGAAGAAGAGUACCAGCCCACUCAUGGACCUUCUCAUCGAGCUGUUCGCCCGUGGAGACCGGAAACAAAUCAACCCACAUGCCAACUUUGACUUUCUGGCCUCAGUCUGGGCCAAUCUCUCAGCCUCUCCCAAGGGUCGGGAUUAUUUGGUUGGUGUUAGCCAUUCAUCAACUGUCACUAGUGAAGCGCCCCUCUUCCAGUUAUCCCCAUUCACCGAACACCCUAGCUUGAUCAGACGAGGUGGAGUGAUUAGUGCUAUCAAGAACUGUUGCUUUGCGACUGAAGUCCACGACCAACUGCUCUCACCCACUGGAUUCAACCUACUACCAGCGAUCCUCUUGCCUUUGAUGGGCCCAGAAGCAUUGGAUGAUCCCGAAGAACAGGACGAGUUUCCCGUCGAAUGUCAGCUCCUCGGCCCUGAUAAGCGGCGAGAAACCGAUCCUAAUCUCAGGCUGAUCCUCGUCGAAUCUCUCAUCCUCUUGGCUACUUAUCCCUUCCAACGUGAAAUCAUGCGCAAGAAAAAGGUCUAUCGGAUCGUUCAGAUUCUUCAUUUGGACGAAACUUCAGAAAACGUCCAGGAAAGUAUUGAACGCUUAGUCAAUCUCUUGAUGCGAGAUGAAUCAGAACAAGGAACAAAACAAAUUCAUGAAUUGGACGAUGAAGAUCAAUUAGUCGAAGUUUGACUUCCUUUCAACUACUUGGUGAAAACAAAUGAACCCCACUUGCUCAACAUGAAAAUCAGCACGUUUUUUAUCAUCCCGUUUUUUAUCUAUGUUGAAGAAAAGAUGGAAAUUAUGGAAUGCUUGAUUUAGAUUAAUACAUAUGAUUGUUCCGAAUCCAUGUAAAUAGAUCUUGUUAUCAAUCGAUUGCCGACCAACAUUUCCUUGACCCUGUGAGAGACAUCACUACGAUCUUGAUUAGACAAACUGCCCUAGUCAGAUGUCAGUGUAUCUUUCACAAACACUGACUGUGCAUAUCGUUC
This is a messenger RNA of Puccinia graminis f. sp. tritici CRL 75-36-700-3, 1558 nucleotides long. RefSeq lists its product as uncharacterized. The transcript has 7 exons. NCBI's taxonomy places the organism in Eukaryota, Fungi, Basidiomycota, Pucciniomycetes, Pucciniales, Pucciniaceae. The record is from RefSeq and is a predicted model, not a curated record. Bases 84 to 1259 code for a protein of 391 amino acids.